GAAGCAUCAUUAUUCUCUCUGUUCUAGUGAAGAAGUAUUGUGACUGAUCAUCAUGCCUGAUCCCGCCAAGUCUGCACCAGCGCCCAAGAAAGGCUCCAAGAAAGCCGUGACCAAGACUCAGAAGAAGGACGGCAAGAAGCGUAGGAAGACCAGGAAGGAAAGCUAUGCCAUCUACGUGUACAAGGUGCUCAAGCAGGUCCACCCUGACACCGGCAUCUCCUCCAAGGCCAUGGGCAUCAUGAACUCCUUUGUGAAUGAUAUCUUCGAGCGCAUAGCAGGGGAAGCCUCCCGCCUGGCUCACUACAACAAGCGCUCCACCAUCACCUCCCGGGAGAUCCAGACCGCCGUGCGCCUGCUGCUGCCUGGAGAGCUGGCCAAGCACGCCGUGUCCGAGGGCACCAAGGCCGUCACCAAGUACACCAGCGCCAAGUAACCUGCUCCGCCUCCUGCUGUCACCCCAAAGGCUCUUCUAAGAGCCACCCACAUUGUCUAUAAUAGAGCUGGAGCU
Messenger RNA from Hyla sarda, 508 nucleotides. Its product is annotated as histone H2B 1.1. NCBI's taxonomy places the organism in Eukaryota, Metazoa, Chordata, Amphibia, Anura, Hylidae. The record is from RefSeq and is a predicted model, not a curated record. The transcript has a single exon. Gene Ontology annotation, cellular component: nucleosome. Gene Ontology annotation, molecular function: structural constituent of chromatin; protein heterodimerization activity; DNA binding. The coding region runs from base 53 to 433 and encodes 126 amino acids.